Messenger RNA from Ipomoea nil (Japanese morning glory), 3727 nucleotides. RefSeq names its product putative pentatricopeptide repeat-containing protein At5g08310, mitochondrial. The record is from RefSeq and is a predicted model, not a curated record. The transcript is spliced from 4 exons. The coding region runs from base 339 to 2927 and encodes 862 amino acids. NCBI's taxonomy places the organism in Eukaryota, Viridiplantae, Streptophyta, Magnoliopsida, Solanales, Convolvulaceae. Gene Ontology annotation, molecular function: protein binding.
ACCGGCUGACUUUCAGAGUUCAGCAAUCAGCACUUCCUUCACACAGCGCCACGCGGCGUCGCCGCCACACUAAACUUCACUCCUUCAGCGCCCACCGCCAUCGACGCAGCCAGCCUCGCCAGUGACGGCUCACCGAGGCAGCAAGUAAGUUUUCCGAGGCUGCGAGAGGAGACCUCCAGGCGGAAGACCACCACCGGCGGCCAGCGCCUUAGCUAUAUGGCCACCGGCUAGAGGAGACUGCUGGAAAACCUUAGAAAUUCUGGAGGCAUUCAGGUAGAAAACAGUAAAUGGAUUUCUUUCAUAUAAGAGUAAAGCAAAGACUGCCAUUACAUUCCUGAAUGCGCAGAAAAGCCGAUCCUCUCCAAAACACUGUAGAGUUUUCAAUGGCUGCACUAUACAGAACCCGAAGGACACAUUUCCUUGUCUUCAAAGUAACAACAAAGCAGCUACUCAUUGUGCAACUCAACCAAAGCGCUUCUUUGACUCGACUCUUGCGACCCAUUUGCACCAAUUCCCAUAAUUUUCUCCGUCCAGAACAUUUCAAUACUGUUGAUACCCUCAUUUCAAUAUUCACAAAGCAUCCCAUCGCCUCGGAAAAUCAACAACUCUUGGACUUGGGAUCAAAGCUCACUCCUAAGAUUGUUGAAUCGGUUCUGAAAAGCCUCAGGAGUUGGAGAAUUUCCCAAAUUUUCUUUGACUGGGCCUCAAAUCAACAGGGGUAUAACCAUAAUUGUUACACUUUCAAUGCCAUGGCCGAAAUCCUUUCACGUGCUCGACAAAAUGACCCAUUGAGAAUCUUGGCUGGCAAGUUAGUUAAAUCUGGAUGUUAUAUGAGUCCUGGGGCAUUGGGUUUCUUUCUGAGGUGUUUGGGUAAUCAAGGGCUUGUUAAGGAGGCUAAUAUGUUGUUUGAUCAGUUGAAAAGGUUGGGUCUUUGCAUCCCAAAUAAGUACACUUAUGGCUGCUUGUUGGAGGUCAUCUCGAAGUCCAGUGAUGUUGCUAUGAUAGAGUUGAGGUUGACUGAGAUGCAGGACUAUGGAUGGGUGUUGGAUAAAUAUGCUUUGACUCCAGUUUUACAUUGUUACUGCAAUGCAGGGAAGUUUGGAAAUGCUUUGAACAUUUUCAAUCAGAUGCACGAGAAGGGAUGGGUAGAUGCCCAUGUACUCUGUAUCUUGAUGGUGUCAUUUACCAAGUGGGGAGAGGUAGGCAGGGCAUUCGAGUUGAUUGAGAGGAUGGAAGAACUUAAUAUUAACAUAGGUGAAAAGACAUUUUGCAUCUUGGUUCAUGGCUUUGUGAAGGCUGGCAAAAUGGACAAGGCAUUGCUACUAUUGGAUAAAAUGCGGAACCUGGGAUUUUCCCCAGAUAUUGCGAUUUAUGGUGCUUUAAUAGGAGGGUUAUGCCGGAAUAAGGAGACCGAGAAAGCUUUGCAGUUAUUCAGAGUCAUGAAUGAAUCUGGUCUAAACCCUGAUGUUAAAAUUAUUUCUGAGCUCUUAUCUUGUGUUCCUGAAGAGAGCGAUAUGAUCCAGUUGCUGAAGAUGAGGAAUCUGAAGUUGGAUUUGAAAGCAAAGAUUCUGAUCUACAAUUCUGUUCUAAAAGGUUUAAUUAAUAAAGGUUCUACUGAUAAAGCUUAUCAUCUACUUCGAGCAACAAUGGGAAUGGAGUAUGACUGUGAUUUUUAUGAUGAUAAACUUUUCUUGAUGAAGGAAACUUUUCACCCUGAUACCUUGUCUUUUGAAACUGUUAUUGAUGGAUUGUGCAAGUCUGAUAAAUUAGAUAUGGCUCUUGUCCUCUUUCGAGAUAUGGAUCAAUUUGGUUGUAAACGCAGUGUGCUACUGUAUAAUACUUUAAUUGAUUGUCUAAGCAGUUUGGAUCGCUUGGGUGAAUGCCGUAGGCUUCUGAUUGAAAUGAACGAAUCAGGAUUCAAGCCAACUCAUUUUACAUACAAUUCCAUUUUUAGAUGCUUAUGUAGGCAAGGGGAUGUUGAACAGGCUCUUGGUAUGGUGAGGGAAAUGCGUGUGAAUGGUCAUGAGCCUUGGAUAAAAAACUACACAUUGCUUAUUAAGACACUUUGCCAAGAUGGGAAAGCAGUCAUAUCAUGUAAUUUCCUCGCUGAAAUGGUUAGAGAAGGCUUCCUCCCUGAUGUGGUUGCUUAUUCAGCGGCCAUAGAUGGCCUCCUGAAAAUUCAGCACAUGGAUAAAGCUAUGGAGCUUUUCAGAGAAAUUUGUGCGCGUGGUUAUUGCCCUGAUGUGGUUGCUUAUAAUGUUAUAGUAAAGGGGCUAUGUAAAACUGAAAGAGUACUGGAAGCCCAGGAUCUUUUGAAUGAGAUGUUGGAUAAAGGGCUUGUUCCUUCAGUCGUAACUUACAACUUACUCAUUGAUGGAUGGUGUAAAAAUGGUUGUAUUGAUCAAGCUAUCCUAAUUUUCUCGAGGAUGGUUGAAAAAGAGCAGGAACCAAAUGUCAUUACUUACACUACUUUAAUAGAUGGGUUUUGCAAUGCUGGAAAACCAGAUGAUGCUAUGAAGCUUUGGGUUGAAAUGGAGAGCAAAAGGUGCUUUCCAAAUAGGAUUUCUUUUAUGGCUAUCAUUAAUGGGCUUUGCAAGUGUAGCAAACCAGAUGAUGCUCUGGUUUAUUUACAGGAAAUGGAAGAGAAGGAUAUGGAGCCUGAUGUUUUCAUCUAUAUAGUCCUAAUUAAUGCUUUUAUAUCCAAAUCAAAUCCAAGUGCAGCUUAUGCCUUAUUACGAAGGAUGGUCCAGAAGGACAUUUUCCCCGGUUUAAGUGACAAGUACCAUUCAGUUCUUAAAGAUGCAAUACUAACCAUGUUCACUGAUCCAAGGACUUCAUCAGAUGUAAAAACUCUAAUUGAAGAUGGCCACAUCCCUGAACAUCUCCGUAUUUCAGAAACUGGAUAUGGACUUAACAUCACCGAAUGACCUCAUUGGAAGGGUGUAAUAUCAGCUUACAUCACAUGUUGGAGAUUUGAGUUUAUCAGAAGUAGCAUUCACUUCUAUUAUUGCUUUGUAAGCAGAAGCCUUUGCACAAAGCAGAACAAAUUCCGGUGCCAUUUUUAGAGGCAGGUGAAUGUUCCAAAAACGAAGAAGACAUACUGCAAAUCCAAGGAGUGUUGGAAAGCGCACCUUGCACAAGGUCACCCAAUACAAGAAGGGGAAAGAUAGCCUUGCUACUCAGGGGAAGUGUUAUGAUCGCAUUCCACAAGAAAGUAUAAUAUGAAGCUUUUCUAAUCUAUUAUCUCUAGAAUUGGGGAAAUGUUGAAAAUUCGUUUAGUGCAAGAAAUGAGGAAAUAUUGAGAAUUGGUUUAGUGCAAUGCAGUUUCACGGCUAAUGAUGCUUUUAUCUACCUCCUCUAAACCCGGCAAAAACAACCAAGAAGAUUGUGUUGAGGUUGCAGCACCGAGGCUGCAAACAUGUUUCACAACAUGCAAUCAAGAGGUGCAAGCAUUUUGAGAUUGGUGGUGACAAGAAAGGAAAUGAGACGUCUUUUUUCUAAGAUUGACAUCAAUAUAAUGAAUUGGUAUCGAAUCUUUUCAAGAAUAGGUCCACAGAAUUUUGUUUGUUUAGUUAUUAGCUUUUUACCCUGGAUUCUUAUUAACAUACAUCUACGUUUUGACAUGACAACUAAAUCCUGAAUGACUUGACUAUGAUUGCAAGGGCAAGUGUGUUCCCUUUAAGAUGUUUUGGAUUGUGGAGUUUAAUGAUUAAAAGCUGUUUGAUCA